Molecule: messenger RNA, 914 nt
Organism: Anopheles moucheti
Lineage: Eukaryota; Metazoa; Arthropoda; Insecta; Diptera; Culicidae
Product: calcium load-activated calcium channel
Exons: 4
Coding region: 133-684 (183 amino acids)
Biological process (GO): endoplasmic reticulum calcium ion homeostasis
Cellular component (GO): cytoplasm; endoplasmic reticulum membrane; endoplasmic reticulum
Molecular function (GO): calcium channel activity
Source: RefSeq, a predicted model, not a curated record
AACCAAUUUUGAUCAGCAGGUACCAAUCAUUUCGGGCCGCGGAAAAACAUUAUUGCUGUGAGACUUGUUUUGAGUUUCAUAUGAAAAAGGCACACUUCAGUUUGUAACGACCAUCUAACGACGUCCGUGAAGAUGUGGGCCGACACGCUGCUGAUAGUUUUCAUAUCCAUUUUCACCGCGCUACUCGGAGAAGGUCUAACCUGGGUGAUGGUUUAUCGUACGGAAAAGUACCAAAAACUCAAAGGGGAAGUCGAAAAGCAGAGCAAAAAGCUUGAAAAGCGCAAGGAAACUCUAGGCGAAUCGCUAGACAAAAACCACAAAAAGAAAAUUGAACGAGACGAAGAGAAGCUAAAGAACAACAACCGUGAUCUCUCGCUGGUGAAGAUGAAAUCAAUGUUUGCCAUUGGUUUUGCGUUCACUGCACUACUCAGCAUGUUCAACAGCAUUUUCGAUGGACGAAUCGUAGCCCGCUUACCCUUCGUGCCAAUCUCGUGGAUCCAGGGACUGAGCCACAGAAAUCUGCCCGGCGAGGAUUACACCGAGUGCUCGUUUAUCUUUCUCUACAUUCUCUGCACGAUGUCCAUCCGGCAGAACAUCCAAAAAAUGCUCGGUUUUGCUCCAUCGCGUGCCGCAAGCAAGCAGGCAGGCGGCUUGUUCGGCCCAACGCCGGGACAGUUCAAGUAAUACCGGCAGUACCGGACACCUUCAACUCUUGCUCGGGUUGGCCAUGAAUCGUUUCAAUGGCAAUUAAUUUAACAUUGACAUGCUGCGCGUUUAUUUAAAAGACCAGCGUUGUUACGUUCCACGUACGCGCUUCGUUAUAUCUGUUUUUCAUCGCAUUUUUCCUUUGUGUUCUAAUGUAGUGUAGGAUUCGUGUUUGUCGAUGGAUUAGGUUACACUGGGUUGAAUAAAUC